UCAAUCCUUGAUUCAACCCUUGAUAUCUCUGCCAUGGCACUUUUGCAUUUUCUUCUCGUUUCGGUUUUGAUCUGUGUAGUCUUAGGCACAGAUGCUGCAGUAUUUACCGUGCAAAACAAAUGUAAGGAAACAAUAUGGCCGGGGAUUGUAACCGGGGAAGGGAGACCUCAACUCAAUAGUGGAGGGCUUACAUUGAAUCCAGGACAAUUCGUUCACAUUAAUGCACCAACCGGGUGGUCUGGCCGAUUUUGGGCACGUACUGGCUGCACAUUUGAUCCCUCGGGCAAGGGAAAGUGCAUCACCGGUGACUGUGGUGGUGUUCUCAACUGCGCGGGGGCAGCAGGUGUACCACCUGUAUCACUGGCAGAGUUUACACUUAAUAGUCCAAUGGAUUUUUAUGAUGUUAGUCUUGUUGAUGGGUACAAUUUACCAAUUUCUGUAAUCCCGUUUCGCGGUACUGGUGAUAAAUGCAAGGCUGUUAAGUGUGUUUCGGACUUGAAUCAAAAGUGCCCCAUAGAGUUACAACAGGUAGAGAAUGGCAAAGUGGUGGCAUGUAGAAGUGCAUGCUUAGCGUUCAAUAAGCCAGAAUUUUGUUGCACUGGUUAUUUUGGAAGCCCCGCUACAUGCAAACCGUCGGAGUUCUCCAAAAUAUUCAAGGAAUCUUGUCCGAUGGCUUACAGUUAUGCCUAUGAUGAUCAGACUAGUACCUUCACCUGCAAUAGAGGCGAUUACUUGAUUCGCUUUUGUUGA
This is a messenger RNA of Pistacia vera, 750 nucleotides long. RefSeq names its product pathogenesis-related thaumatin-like protein 3.5. The record is from RefSeq and is a predicted model, not a curated record. Gene Ontology annotation, cellular component: extracellular region. Lineage: Eukaryota; Viridiplantae; Streptophyta; Magnoliopsida; Sapindales; Anacardiaceae. The coding region runs from base 34 to 750 and encodes 238 amino acids. Gene Ontology annotation, biological process: defense response. The transcript is spliced from 2 exons.